Hypoxylon fragiforme is the source of this 2002-nucleotide messenger RNA. RefSeq lists its product as uncharacterized. Bases 403 to 1593 code for a protein of 396 amino acids. The transcript is spliced from 4 exons. Lineage: Eukaryota; Fungi; Ascomycota; Sordariomycetes; Xylariales; Hypoxylaceae. The record is from RefSeq and is a predicted model, not a curated record.
GACGAAUCAGAGAAUGUUAUGACAUUCUAAUAUGCAUAGGGCCUGUCAGAUGUAGAGCCAUAGAGUUGCAUAGAUCAACAACAACCAAGAGAGUCCUAUGUCUUAUGUACAAUGAAACUACAAGAAGGCUGAUGGAGGUGUGGCACUUGGAUUGCGCUGACCCCCUCGCUACAAUACACCAACAAUCUACAACUUACGUAGGAUUACGAUAGCAUACCAAAGCUUAUGGUGUUUACCUGGCACAAGACAAGAUCCGCUUCAUUUUCUUUUACAGGACUUCCACAACAUCUCACUUCAACACCUACAAUGCAGUUGAAUCAUCGUCUUUUAUCGUCUCUAAUAGCUCACUUCCGCUCACGAUCGCUCUUUUUUGAUUCGUAUUGAAGGAGAUAUACUUCGAUUAUGGCAAGCGUUCCUUUUGAAUCUCUUAGCCCCGAGGAGCAGCAGGCUAUAUGGAACGGUCCUGCGAUGAAAGUCCCCAAUAACGAAACAGCUAAUCUUGUCAAUCCGCCCAAUAUGAGUGCCACUGCGCGUGGAAUUAUUAUAUUUUGCCAAGUCUUGACCACAUUGGCUGUCAUUGGGCGCUUGUAUUCCAAAUUCUUUAUCCGCAAAAACAUCACACCAGAUCUGCUCCUAAUAUUCUCAUAUGCGGCCUUCCUAGCCAACACAUCUGUUUCUCUCCAUAUGACCGUCGUACCCGGUCUCUUUAUUCACCAGUGGAACAUUCGAAUGGGGGUCUUCACGAACUUCCUGAAAAUGGUGUUGAUCCAAUCUCAACUCUACAUAAUAGGGGUUGUAACUCUAAAAGUGGCGAUUUUAUUGGAAUGGAAGAACAUAUUCGUUCCACAUGGUACCCGAAACUUCGUGUUCUGGGCAAUUCACGCCAUGAUAUGGUCUUGCAUCUUCUUCUACCUUUCCACGAUAAUUGCCUUCAAUGUUGCGUGUACUCCGUACGAGGCCUUCUGGAACAAGCUGAUCGAGGGCAAUUGCGAUCGUGUUAAUCCUGGGUUUAUCGACAUGAGCACCGGUGCGAUAGUCAACUUUGUUACCGACGUGGUGAUCUUGCUCCUGCCGCAGAGGGCAAUCUGGAGAUUGAACAUGUCAACAAGGAAGAAGGUCGGAGUUUCUGUUGUAUUCUCUGUCGGCCUCUUGGCUUGUGUGACUGCUCUUCUCCGACUUAUCUCCACAGAGCAGUACUCCAAGUCACUCGACUUUACGUACAACUUUUCCCCGUUAACGUUAUACACUGUUGCCGAGUUGACCUGUGGCUUUCUGGUGAUGUGCAUGCCGACCAUGCCCAAGGUGUUCUCAAUCCUGAAGAGCAAGCUGAGUUCCUUGACCGGUACUAACAAAUCGGGCUCCGUGGGCGCCUCAUGGCAGCGAAUGGAAGGAGGAAUCCCUAAAUCUCCAUCGAAACACACCUCAGAGAGACAAUUAUUUCCCUUGGUAGAUGUGCAUACUGGCGCUUCCUCAGACGAGCACAUCCCAGUUACGGAACGGGGUAUCUGGCAAACCUCUCAAUUUGAGGCGGUGGAGUCGUUUGAUCCUAACGCUACAAAGACCGAAUAUAAACGCCAGGAGCAGUGGGAUUAAGUGAAUACCUGUGUUAAUUUAUUCUUGUACUAUAAAUCUAUCCUGGAUGGUAAACCAUCAUGAUUUCGCAAUGUACUUAUUCUCGACCAUUGGUGCAAGCUAUGGCUUGCCUUGUACUAUGUAAAAUACCACACAAACGAACAAUAUCAGCAUUAGCAGCAUUAGCAGUGUUACCGAUAUCAUUCAUAUUGAUGCAUGGUAUUACUUCAGCAACUGGUCCAGAUUCUGCUCUGUCAGAUAUUGUUGCAGGUGCCUAAGGCCCAUGACCCCACUAGGUUAGGCCAUAGAUUGGCACUCCGCCAGUGUAGUCUGGAAUAAAGCAAGCUUUCUUCCUUUCAUCUUUCAUCUUCUUGGUUGCAGUUAUCCUGCAACCGAUAUAUUAGGUAUCUUGCCGCAUCAUCCAUGAGUG